UGAGAGAGAGAGAGAGAGAGCGCGAGAGAUUAUUAGGGAGUAUUGAGGCAGGCGCAGUAGAGGACUGCCAAAUCCACCAGACGGAGACAAGCGGUGCCAGCUGCUAGCCGUGUUAGCCACAGUAGGAGACAGUUAGCAACUUAGCUUCAGUGUCCCGGCGCCUUCACGACGUAUGCAGGACUGAGCGUGCGUGUGUGCGUGACAGCGUGCGUGACGACGUUGCAUCGUCUGCUCGGCCGUCCCGAAGUAUAGCUCCGCGUGCUUAAGCGAGUGUCAUAUAUAAACUCCCCUAUCUCCCCUCUUCCUCCGUUUGUGUCCCCCACAAACACUGAUAGUCGCCUGUUUACAUUCGGUGUCCGGUUACUCCCCAGCGGAUCCACAACACUUCCUGACACCGACUGCGCACCAGCACGAUGUUGGGGUACACUGUAGUCCGAGGCGGCCUCGGCCUGCUGACCGUGAGGAGGGCGUGUCUCGCCCCCCGCUACUCUCACUCCGCCCCCCGGAGCGAGUACCGACCAAUCAAGAAAGUCAUGGUGGCCAAUAGAGGGGAAAUCGCCAUCCGCGUGUUUAGAGCCUGCACUGAACUGGGGAUUCGAACCGUGGCCGUCUACUCCGAGCAAGACACCGGACAAAUGCACAGGCAGAAGGCAGACGAGGCAUACCUAAUUGGAAAGGGUCUACCACCUGUUGCAGCAUACCUGGACAUUCCUAACAUCAUCCAAGUCGCCAAGGACAACAACGUGGACGCCAUCCACCCAGGCUACGGUUUCCUCUCGGAGCGGUCGGACUUUGCCCAGGCCUGCUCGGACGCGGGAGUGAGGUUUAUUGGACCGAGCCCGGAAACGGUCCGCAAGAUGGGCGACAAGGUGGAGGCUCGUUCCCUGGCCAUCAGUGCAGGUGUACCCGUGGUCCCAGGAACAGAUGCGCCCAUCACCUGCCUGCAGGACGCGCAGGUGUUCUCAAAGACCUACGGCUUCCCCAUCAUCUUCAAAGCAGCCUACGGAGGAGGCGGCCGCGGCAUGAGGGUGGUCCGGGAGUACGAGGAACUGGAGGAGAAUUACCAGCGGGCCUACUCCGAAGCCCUGGCGGCUUUUGGGAACGGAGCCCUGUUUGUUGAGAAGUUUAUUGAGAAGCCGAGACACAUUGAAGUACAGAUCCUGGGUGAUAAAUACGGUAAUGUCAUCCACCUCUACGAGAGAGACUGCUCCAUUCAGCGGAGGCACCAAAAGGUGGUGGAGAUUGCUCCUGCCUUUCAACUGGACCCUCACCUGAGAAACAGACUUCAUGCCGACGCCGUCAACCUCGCCAAACAGGUGGGCUACGAGAACGCAGGGACCGUGGAGUUCCUGGUGGACAGACAGAACAAACACUACUUCAUCGAGGUCAACUCCCGACUCCAGGUGGAGCACACGGUCACCGAAGAAAUCACAGAUGUGGACCUGGUGCAUGCACAGCUGCAUGUGUGUGAGGGCCGCAGCCUGCCAGAAUUGGGCCUCAAGCAAGACAAAAUCAGGGUGAACGGCUGCGCCAUCCAGUGCCGCGUGACGACAGAAGACCCGUCCAGAGGCUUCCAACCGGACACGGGGCGGAUUGAGGUCUUCCGAAGCGGUGAAGGCAUGGGCAUCCGUCUGGACAGUGCCUCGGCCUACCAGGGCGCUGUCAUUUCGCCCCACUACGACUCCCUGCUGGUGAAAGUCAUCGCCAGUGGGAAGGACCUGAACACGGCGGCUUCCAAGAUGAGCCGAGCCCUGGCCGAGUUCAGAGUGCGAGGCGUCAAGACCAACAUCCCGUUCCUCCAAAAUGUUUUCAACAACCACCAGUUCCUGCACUCCACCGUGGACACCCAGUUCAUCGACGAGAACCAGGAACUCUUCAACCUGAAACCCACCCAGAACCGAGCCCAGAAGCUGCUGCACUACCUGGGUCAUGUGAUGGUAAAUGGACCAACCACACCAAUCCCAGUGAAGGCCAAGCCCUCCUCCAUAGACCCCGUCAUCCCUCCUGGCACCAUGGGCGACCCUCCGAUAGGUUUCCGGGACGUGUUGCUGCGUGACGGCCCCGAGGGAUUCGCCAAGGCUGUCCGUGCCCACAAAGGCCUGUUGCUAAUGGAUACCACCUUCAGGGAUGCCCACCAAUCGCUCCUGGCGACCAGGGUUCGUACCCACGACCUGAAGAAGAUCUCGCCGUUUGUCAGCCAUAACUUCAACAACCUUUUCAGCCUGGAGAACUGGGGAGGUGCUACCUUCGAUGUGGCCAUGCGCUUCCUGUCAGAGUGUCCGUGGAAGAGACUCCAGGAGCUGAGAGCUCUGGUACCAAACGUCCCCUUCCAGAUGCUGCUGCGUGGGGCCAACGCUGUGGGCUACACCAACUACCCCGACAACGCUGUCUUUAAGUUCUGCGAGGUGGCCAAAGAGAACGGCAUGGACAUCUUCCGCGUGUUUGAUUCCCUGAACUACCUGCCCAACAUGCUGCUGGGGAUGGAGGCCGCGGGAGCAGCAGGUGGCGUAGUGGAGGCUGCCAUAUCCUACACAGGCGACGUCUCUGACCCGAUGAGGCAGAAGUACUCUCUGGACUACUACAUGAACCUCGCGGACGAGCUUGUAAAGGCCGGAACCCACAUCCUCUGUAUAAAGGAUAUGGCCGGCCUGCUGAAGCCCCAGGCCAGCAAGCUUCUGAUCGGCUCUCUGAGAGACCGUUUCCCAGAUGUGCCCAUCCACGUGCACACACACGACACAGCUGGAGCCGGUGUGGCCGCCAUGCUGGCUUGUGCUGAGGCUGGAGCGGACGUAGUGGACGUGGCGGUGGACUCUAUGGCAGGAAUGACCUCUCAACCCAGCAUGGGAGCCAUGGUGGCCUGCACCAAGGGGACCGAGCUUGACACAGGCAUCGUCCUGGAGAAGGUUUUCGACUACAGUGAAUAUUGGGAAGUAGCCAGAGGCCUGUACGCUCCAUUCGACUGCACGGCCACCAUGAAAUCUGGCAACGCUGAUGUCUAUGAGAACGAGAUACCCGGAGGACAGUACACCAACCUUCACUUCCAGGCUCACAGCAUGGGACUCGGGAACAAGUUCAAGGAGGUGAAGAAGGCCUACGUGGAAGCCAACAAACUGCUAGGGGACCUCAUUAAGGUGACUCCAUCCUCAAAGAUUGUGGGGGACUUGGCUCAGUUCAUGGUUCAGAACAACCUGACCAGGGCAGAAGUAGAGGAGAGGGCCGAUGAGCUGUCCUUCCCCCUGUCUGUGGUCGAGUUCCUGCAGGGAUACAUCGGGAUCCCUCACGGAGGAUUCCCCGAGCCAUUCAGAUCUAAGGUCCUGAAGUCCCUGACUCGUAUCGAGGGUCGUCCCGGCGCCUCUCUGCCACCCAUGGACUUCAAAGCCCUGGAGGAGGGUCUGCGGUCUGCACACGGUGAUGACAUCACCCCUGAGGAUGUGAUGUCCGCCGCCAUGUACCCGAAGGUGUUCCAGGAGUUCAGGGAGUUUACUGCUAACUUCGGUCCAGUGGACUGUCUCGGCACCAGGCUGUUCCUGGAUGGACCCAAGAUCGCAGAGGAGUUUGAGGUGGAGCUGGAGAGGGGGAAGACCCUGCACAUCAAGGCCCUGGCUCUGGGUGACCUGAACAAGGCCGGCCAGAGAGAGGUCUUCUUUGAGCUGAACGGACAGCUGAGAUCUGUGCUGGUUAAAGACACUGUUGCCAUGAAGGAAAUGAAGUUCCAUCCUAAGGCUCAGAAGUCCAUUAAGGGUCAGGUGGGAGCGCCCAUGCCUGGAAAAGUCCUAGAGGUCAAAGUGGAAGUGGGAGCCAAGGUGGAGAAGGGCCAGCCGCUCUGCGUCCUCUCGGCCAUGAAGAUGGAGAUGGUGGUCAACUCUCCGCUGGCCGGUACCAUAAAGGCGGUCCAUGUAACGGCCGACUCCUCCCUGGAGGGCGACGACCUGAUACUGGAAAUCGAGGAGUAGCAGGGAGUUGAAUUGUCUGAUUCUGGAAUUAGUGAGAUGGAGGGAAAAAAUAGGAGUCCUCUUUGUUAAAGACAACUGGCACCUUCACCGCUGAUUUAUACACAAAAUGAAGCGAUGCUCCACCCAUAUCCAGACACCGAAUGGGUGUAAAUCAUCAUCAUGUAAUAAACCUCAAUAUAUUCAUUUUAUGCUAAUGCAUUGUUGACUUAAAAUGAUCUCACGUUUCAAGAAUCAGUAAUUCCCGUAGGUGUGGUGAUUUAGGUCUUAAAUCUACACAUUUCUUAAUGUCAUGUCAACUUGUAGAGAGAACAUUAUACAUCUGAAAUUGUGAUACAUUCCAUUACUUAAAUGCUAGUCUUAGAUGUGAUGCACUACAAAGUAACAAUGUGUGACAUUAACAGGGUCAUAACAUCAACUUGCAAUUUAAAUGUCACAUUUUCCAUUUCUACGCUGUGGACAUUCUCUAAUAUAUAUAUAUAUAUAUAUAUAUACACAUAUACAAAGUAGGUAUAUUAAUGACUACUAAAUGUUUUUCCUAUUACUCAGCGAGGGAUCAGACAAAGAACAAUGUAUUAAGUCAUUUUUUCAUAUCAGAAACAUUCUUAUUUUUUAGAAUACUUGCCUUGUAAGACAUUGUUCACAGCAGAGAGGUAGCAUUUGUUCUUAAAUAAACGUAUCACCAUAUUGUUCUUUGGAAAGCACACACAGCAGCUGAAGGAACUUCAUCACCAUGUUUUGUCCAGCCUGUUUAAGAAUGUGAUAAAAACCUUCUGCAAUAAAAAGCACAAGCCGCAAGAGUCCAACGUUGCAUCAAAAGUAGAUGUUAAAAAUGUUUCCCCAUAUACACUUGUCUUUAAAAUCCCAAAGCCGAGGCAUGUUGAAAACACCCGAAUAGGAUUAGGGAUGUGAUUUAUAAGUACCACCGCUUUCUCCAAAAACCAGCUGCCCACUAAAAGUAAUUGAGCUCUAUCUGCUGGAUUAUUUUAUGGGUCUUAAGUCAGUCUUCCAGUGGCAUUUGAGGCCUGGGGAUGUAGUGGAGCAGCUCCUCCCCGUCUUUUCUAAACCAAGCAGAGAUUAGGGUGAAUUGUCUCUUGACUGCAUGGGAAUUUCAACAUAAGGUGUAAAUGGGAUUACAUGAAGGCAUGUGGUGUUAUUUUCUAAGUCUCUGCUGAUUAAUUUAUGAAUUAAUUCUCCGUCAAAUGAUGUGAAAUUAGCCAGACUAAUAAGAGACUCUGGAGACUCCCAGUGCUCAGCUGGUGUGUGUGUGUGUUGCUGCCGGAGCUGAAAUGUUCACACACACACACACUGAUGUAAAAAUAUUCCCAUUAUCAAUCCCAAUCCCUGGGUGCUGCCUGGAUAGAAAGAGGCAGUUACAGCCCACAUCUCCAUAGUAACACCAGCCUCAACAUUAGUUUUAAACCUUGUCUACUACUGUCGAUCUAUGCUGAAGUGAAUGUUUACCCAGACCAGUGAAAGUAGACAAUGAACAGGGAAAGAAAAAAGACCACCUAUGACCUACUGGACGUACAGUGUCCGGGACAGCGAGCCAGCAGCUUUCUCUUCCUGAACUCUUGUGCGUCCAUGAUGCAGUAGUUAAUUAAAACUCUCCCCAGCUCAUUGCUGUGCAUCAAUGCACCGCAGAGCUUUAUCCUUCUGCAUUUGAAUUCUUUUGAAAGAGUUGAAGUUGAAAUGGUGAGAUUGAGUGUUUUCCACAAGCUGUUGCGCAAUAAUGUAGGGUUCCUUGCUCCUCUUUACAACCUCCCCUGCUGCCUCAUCCAUCUAGCCAAGCAGUUUGUAUAAAGGUCUUUCCACUCCACCUCCACCAUCUUCUGUUGCUAAACCGUAUAAAUGUUCAAAGGACGAUGACACCAACUCAUGCAAUAUUUAGCGCAGUGUUUUUUGUCCAGGCCAGCAGUAAUUAUAACCACAUUUAUAAUAAUGACACCUUAAGUUUAUACAAGAAGAAAACGUUUCAGAAAGGGGACGCUAAAGCGUUGACAAAUUCUUGAGCUCACUGUUAAGAGGUGAACAAUUGCAGAGAGCAUGAAAAUAGGAUUUCUUUUUACAUUGAACCAAAUAAACUGUUUAUUCAAUCCAUACAAAUGGCGUGACUGGCUGCAGGUUCCAAAUGCCUCCUCGUAAUUUCUUUCAAACCGUUCACUAGUUUUCUUAUUUGUAAAUCCUCCUGUUAUUUUCAUGAUCAAAAGACUUGAGUAUGUAUGUUGAAGUGCUAGAAGAGACUUAGCUGGAACGCACAAACCAAGACCGAUAACAUUGAUAAUUGUUCUAUCUGUACUUACAAAUAAAGUUGACAAAAGCGG
Molecule: messenger RNA, 6274 nt
Organism: Pungitius pungitius (ninespine stickleback)
Lineage: Eukaryota; Metazoa; Chordata; Actinopteri; Perciformes; Gasterosteidae
Gene: pcxb
Product: pyruvate carboxylase b
Exons: 27
Coding region: 414-3953 (1179 amino acids)
Biological process (GO): gluconeogenesis; pyruvate metabolic process
Cellular component (GO): cytoplasm
Molecular function (GO): ATP binding; metal ion binding; pyruvate carboxylase activity
Source: RefSeq, a predicted model, not a curated record